UCGAAAUGAAGAACAUAAAUUCUGUGGCCGUGCUCGCCAGCUUGCUUAUUUUAUAUUCAGAAGCUGGGUCGGCAGAUUUGCUUUUUGAGAAAUGCGGAGGGAUGCGGGGAAAUCCCACGGAAACUCUGGGUCCCUGGACAGCUCUUUUGCACGAGAACGGAACUAUCUUUUGCGCCGGAACCCUGAUCACAAAUCUGUUUGUUCUGACUACUGCAAGCUGUAUCAAAGCUAACAAGACUGUAAAAGUUCGAUUGGGACAAUUCGGACGGGAUAGGGGCGAGUUUCCCGAGGAUCAUAUGGUGCGCUUUUCUCUUAGGUAUCGGUACUUUAACAAAGGCAUUCCGGGCAACGACAUUGGCCUUCUGAAACUUACCAAACAAGUAGAUCUCAAAGAUCAUAUAUCUCCGGUCUGCAUCAUCCUGGGUUCGCAACAGAGGUCGGUCUAUGACUUCAUUGGAAGUGCCUGGAACCAGAUCAAGGAUGAGUACAUCGCAAUGGAGCUCCGCCCCAUAAGAAUCAGGCCUAAUUCGCAAUACUGCCAGGAACUGAACGUUUACAACCAGUUCUGUGCUGGCCAUCCCUUUAACUCAGGGUCCUGCGAUGGAAUCACCGGCUCGGCGCUUAUCCAAAACUAUAGAAACACGAACCAAGAAUCAGCUGCUCAGCUGAUCGGCAUCGCGACCGCGGACAACAUGGAGUGCCAGGGAGCCCAAGCAUACACCAACGUAACUGAACUCCAGGUGUGGAUUGCGAGUGUCGUGUCGGUUUUUACACUUUAUAAUCCCACAUCCAGCUAUCUUGCAAGUCAGUUUUCCGAACAGAUCUUCGCUUAA
This is a messenger RNA of Drosophila ficusphila, 833 nucleotides long. Its product is annotated as coagulation factor X. Gene Ontology annotation, biological process: proteolysis. The transcript has 4 exons. Gene Ontology annotation, molecular function: serine-type endopeptidase activity. The record is from RefSeq and is a predicted model, not a curated record. The coding region runs from base 6 to 833 and encodes 275 amino acids. Lineage: Eukaryota; Metazoa; Arthropoda; Insecta; Diptera; Drosophilidae.